Molecule: messenger RNA, 1432 nt
Organism: Sitophilus oryzae (rice weevil)
Lineage: Eukaryota; Metazoa; Arthropoda; Insecta; Coleoptera; Curculionidae
Gene: stas
Product: transmembrane protein 41 homolog
Exons: 5
Coding region: 150-1091 (313 amino acids)
Cellular component (GO): endoplasmic reticulum membrane
Source: RefSeq, a predicted model, not a curated record
AAACGUCACGUAAAAUUUGAAAAACAGUGACGAUUUGUUUUGCAUUUGUUUAAACUAAAUUUCCAAGCCCUUAUCUGACUAAUUCAAACUAUUAUUUUAGGACGAAAACAUAGAAAAUAAGUAGUUUUUCAAAUAGUAACCGACUGAGAAUGAGUAGUGCACAAAUUCAAGGUGAUAAUCUCCUCCAAUACCCCACAAUUAGUUCCUCCUCCGACUCGUACGAUAUCCCUUUUGUUUCCAAAUAUCCUAUCGGAGGCAGACCUAACUGCAGAUCAGCUCGUAGAAGAAUUGAGUUCUCCCAUCCUGAAAUGAUAUUCCAGCCUAUCGUAUCUGUACCUAAUAUUAAUCCUAGCAAUAAUAGAAGACAUAAUAAUGAAGAAAUAUCAACUAGAUAUGCUACCUUAUCGGUAGCAUUAAUAUUUCUAGUAUCUAUCACUGCCUUAUAUGUUGUUUACCAGAAAUUCCCAGAAGUUACAGAAGAAGAAAAAGAGCAUUUAAAGAUUCCCUGGAAUAUAGAGGACGCCAAACAGUUAGGAAUAGUUUUAAAUAGAUACAAGGGGGACCAUUAUUAUCAUGUGAUGUCUGGUGUAUUUUUAACUUAUAUAUUCCUUCAAACGUUUGCCAUUCCAGGAUCGUUAUUUUUAUCGAUUUUAUCUGGGUACCUGUUCCCAUUUUAUGUGGCCUUAGUGUUAGUGUGUACGUGUUCUAUGGUGGGCGCUACACUGUGCUUUAUGCUGUCCCAACUGUUGGGCAGGAAGCUCGUACUGAAAUACUUCCCUGAAAGGGCAAGCAAGUGGAAGAUUCAAGUCGAUAAACAUAAAGACAAUAUGUUUAAUUAUAUGGUUUUUCUUCGAGUGACUCCAAUACUUCCUAACUGGUUUAUAAACUUGUCUGCACCAGUUAUAGGCGUGCCUUUAGUACCGUUUGCAUUAGGAACAUUCGUUGGGGUAGCUGCACCAUCAUUCUUUGCUAUACAGGGCGGCCAAACCUUACAUUCCCUAGGCGAAGAUUUCAACAUGUCAUCGAUGUUUUGGCUGAUAGGAUUUGGAGUACUGUCCAUAAUUCCAAUUUAUUUAAAAAAUCGAGUAUAGUGCUCCUGUUUCAACAAAUUCAACAGGAAAAUUGACGCUAAUGGACACGAUAUUCAAAUUCUCUAGUGAUAAUACAGAUUUUUUCUGUUUUUUAAUUUUGUUUCUCGUUCAAGUUUUGUUUAGUCUAAUUCUUUGAUUUUUUUUAAGUGCUUGUAUUAAAGUGUGAUAUAGAGGUAAUUGUGAGAUCAGCCAGUAUUGUACAGAAGGUUUUUGUUAAUAUCUGUGAGCUUUGAGAAGAACAAAAUCUAAUAUAGAAAUAAUACAUAGUGUUUUUUUUUCUUUUAAAAGUUUAGAAAUUGUAAAUGUUCCUAUGAAAUUUAAUAAAAGUUGUUUAAUGUUUA